AUGGAAUGGAGAGUCAUCCAAGCUCGAGGUUUCAUUCUGGAAACUGUUACAGUGAAUGAUGCUGAAUACCAAGGACUUCGAGAUGGAUUGGCGAUGGCUUCCGAACGGAACAUCGAAGACUUAGUUGAUUGGGAGAUUCUCGAAUCGUCAUACAACAAGUACAAGUGUCAAACUCUGAAAGAAAAGUUCCGAACGGUGAGGCUGGUUCACGUCAAAAGGGAGUAUAACCAAUCUGCGGACUAUCUCACGUCCAAGACAUUGGCGUCUGGAGAGAAUUGGGAAGUGACAGACCAGGAUGAGUUUGCACAUUUGGAACGAGUAUCCAGAAUCGCUGAACAGAUUAUGAAGCGGAUGCCCACUCCGGACGAAGAACCGAAGGACCUGAACGAGAUUGUCCAGACGGAGGCAGGAGUCUGCGAGAGUGGAAUCUACUCCACUGCCGCCGGCCACGAAAGUGCUGGCGGUUCUGACUUGGUCUGUGAACUGGCCCAAUGGGACCUCUCGAGUUCCAGACGGAAAGAUGGCGACGAAUCCGGGUGCAUCAAGACGGAGAUGAAUAUCCUUCGGAACCAAAAAGGUGAUUUCGAUCGUUUCUCCCCGAGAUGUCUCCGGAAGAUAGCAAAACAUGCGGAACUUUUCGUGUUGGAUGGCAGAGAUAUUCUGUACCGACUGGCGCAGUCGACCAAAGAACGACCUCGGGACAUGGAAUCCGAGCUACGACUAGCCGUAUGGACUUCGCUUCGAGAAGACCAACUACAUUUUUGCACACGAAGAUUAUCACGGCAGACACCAGGGCAUCAAGAGGACCUAAAAGAAACUCCGGACGGAGUUUUAUUGGCCUGGUAUCUGAAAGGGACGUCCGGUCCUUCGCCCGGAAACAUUGAGUCAGCUUAUCCUUUCGAAGUUCUUUCGAUGGAUUUCGUGACUCAUCUUUCACGAUCCGAGCAAGGAAAUACCUUCUUGCUUCUCUUCCAAGACACCUUUUCCGGAUUUGUGAUGUGUAAGCCGAUGGGUUCGACUACGGCAAAAGAAGUGACGGAAGCGUACGAAGAAACAGUUUUUCGACGGUUCGGAGCGAGCUCCCUUCUGAGACACGAUCGGGAUCCGAGAUUCAUGUCUGAGGUGUUCACUCGUUUCAGAGAGCUGUUGGGGAGCCGACGUGCAACGUUGGGUUGUCGCCCCCAAGCAAAUGGUCAGCACGAUAGAUCUGCCCAGACGGUGAUACGUUCCGUCCGGGCAUACGUUGCUGAAGCUGAUCAAGUGACUGGGAUGACCACGCCAAGUGAUUGA
Molecule: messenger RNA, 1290 nt
Organism: Phytophthora megakarya
Lineage: Eukaryota; Oomycota; Peronosporomycetes; Peronosporales; Peronosporaceae
Source: the annotation of a GenBank genome assembly